Pollicipes pollicipes is the source of this 694-nucleotide messenger RNA. RefSeq lists its product as uncharacterized. Bases 125 to 694 code for a protein of 189 amino acids. The record is from RefSeq and is a predicted model, not a curated record. Lineage: Eukaryota; Metazoa; Arthropoda; Thecostraca; Pollicipedomorpha; Pollicipedidae. The transcript is spliced from 5 exons.
CGAUAUUCAGCGCUCUGCUGACGGUACUCCAAACAGCCUCGUGGCAGAUGUGAUUGCGCUAUGCUGACGCAAGGGUGCAGAGACCAGAGAAAGGGUCACGGAGAUGUCACAGUGCGCUGUUUAAAUGCAUCACGGUGGUGCAACGCAAAGCAGGCAGAAGCGGUUCUUAGCAUACAACUUCGACGAGAAACGGCUCACAUUACCACCGGGAACCAUCCUCUUUCUCACGCCCACCUUAAACGUCCCUUUCAUCAGGGACCUAGCCAAGGGAUACCAGUCAAAAUUAACUCUAAGUGCUCCGUUUCAAAUUGCGUUUGACGACCUAGACUUCACGGACGAGUUCAACCCGUGGGGCAUAGUGCCAGGCCUGUCAAUCCCACAAAAGGAGGAGAAGAGGCGGUCGGGUCAGAGGAAACGCAUGAAGCGGACCAUCGACGACUUUACGCCGCACCCGCUCGGGGACAGAGUGACCCUGUUCCAAGUAGUGGAAGAGUACCUGAUGAACCUUGGCCACAACGGUCGCGCCUGCCUCUUGCGAGCUAUCUGCGAGAUCAACCAGCAGCCGCUACCGUAUCACGGCCUCCUCGGAGAGUUCUUGCAGAUGAUCUUCAGGCGGAACAACAUCAUGGACUCCGCCCACGGGAGGCAGAAAACGGAGGCGGCUCCGGGUCAGCCGGCGUUCAACAUACCCUAG